Pundamilia nyererei is the source of this 3882-nucleotide messenger RNA. RefSeq names its product leiomodin 1b (smooth muscle) (gene lmod1b). Gene Ontology annotation, molecular function: actin binding; tropomyosin binding. The record is from RefSeq and is a predicted model, not a curated record. Gene Ontology annotation, cellular component: myofibril; striated muscle thin filament; cytoskeleton. Lineage: Eukaryota; Metazoa; Chordata; Actinopteri; Cichliformes; Cichlidae. Gene Ontology annotation, biological process: pointed-end actin filament capping; myofibril assembly; actin filament organization. Bases 216 to 2210 code for a protein of 664 amino acids. The transcript is spliced from 3 exons.
GUCCCAGCCUCACAGUCCACUUUGAUGAUGCGAACCUCUCACAGUUCGUCACUUGUAACCCUCGCUGCAAGACUCUGAGACCAGCCUCUUUGCACCAGGAUUGAUGCCUCUGGUGGCUUUUUGGUGAGUGGGACACGACACAACAGCAGGACAUCAGCACAUAGGAAUAGUCAGCUUAUAAUUUGAAUUUAAAUCGAGGGAUUUGCUUGAGCUAGAUGUCCAGACGAAAGAUGAAAGGCCUGACCUGUAUAGGUCGCCAGGUCAGCGAGGACCCAGACCUGGACAACCUGCUGUCCACCCUCUCCCCCGAGGAAAUAGAGGAGCUGAAGAUGGACAUGAUGAAGGUGCCAGACAUUAACCCCGAGGAGGGGCUCAUCAUUGCAGGGGAGAACCAACCUGCGCAGCCACCUAUGAGCAACAAUGUCUGGGAUGCAACGACGAAACAGAGAGACACCAAAGGGAGGCUCAGCCAGAGGGAACCAUCAUUUGAGGGAGAGCCGAAGAAAGAGAGCCGGAAGCAGGAGUACCUGAGGAAGAUGGGUCUCAGCCAGGAGGGAAAUGACGAUAUGAAAGUGGGAAUGCAAAGACAAGCUAGUGUCUCAAAUGAAAGAGAUAUCAAGGCGGAGGACAGAAACAGCAAAGGUCCUGAAAGUUCAAAAGAAGACGGGAGGAAGUCGGGAGGAAGUCGAAACAGGAAGCUGGAUAGCAGAGAGAGCGACACGAAAGAGGAGGCCCGUGACAAAGAGAAAUAUGAGGACAACAGGCUGAGAGACAGAAGAGAAAACAGAGUGAGCACAGGCAGCAAAACACAAGACGUGAUCUCAAAGUUACAGGAGAAAAGGGAUGAGAGCAAAGAGAAAGAAAGGAGGGAAGACUGCAGGAGACGAGAUGACAGCAAAACCAAAGACAUUAUCUCAAAGCUACGAGAAAAAAGCGAGAAAGAUGUGGGCAAGGAAAAGGAAAGAAAAACGGAGAGUAUCAAGACACAGGGGCUUGUCUCUAAAAUGGUGAAGCAGAGCAAGGCAUCGGAGAGCCAGCUUCAAGAGUGUAAACCAGAAGAGAAGAAGGCUAAAGCAGAGGAGAAGAAAUCUGAAUACAAAAACAAACCUGAUGUCAAACUCGAACGACAACCUUCUGAGAAAGACGAGGUGAAACGUGACAAGAUGGAGAAAAGAACAGACAGAGAAGAGUUGGUUAACCACAGUGACCACGUGAAAGAGAAGUUUAAUGCUGAGCGGAAACCAGAGGAGAAGGUGCAAAGAGAGGACGGUAAGGUUAAGAAAGCUGAGGAUAGUGGGAAACUUGCUAACUGUGCUUCUAAAAACAGCCCUAACAGCAAGGUGAAGGAGGCAGAGGAGGAAGACGAAGACUCGAGCAUGUUUGAUGAGCUCAUGCAGCAGGUGCGAAGCAACAACCCCUCCCUCACUGAGCUCAACGUCAACAACUCAGAGGUCAUCAAGACGAAAACGCUCAUCGAGUUUGCAGAAGCUUUGCACAACAACACCCACGUCAAGACGUUCGCUCUCGCUAACUGCCGUGCGGACGACCAUGUCGCUUAUGCCAUUGCCGGCACGAUCCGCAGCAACAAGACUAUCACCAGCAUUAACCUCGACUCCAACCAUCUCACCGGGAAGGGCAUCCUGUCUCUCAUCCAGGCGUUGCAGCACAACUCCACGCUGACCGAGCUGCGCUUUCAGAACCAGCGGCACAUCUGCGGAGGGAAAACCGAGAUGGAGAUGGUCAAGAUCCUGAAAGACAACACCACCUUGCUCAAGCUGGGCUACCACUUUGAGUUAGCAGGACCAAGAAUGACCACGACAAACAUACUGAGUCGCAACAUGGACAGGCAGAGGCAGAAGCGCCUGCAGGAGCAGAAGCAGGCCCAGGCCAAUGGAGAGAAGAAGGGAACACUUGAGGUGCCCAAGAGCGGAGGUGGAGGAUCUCUGAGGAGUUCUCCCAAAGCUUCGCCUAAACCUUCACCCAUCCCUUCACCUGUGCCUUCGCCAAAGCUCACUCCAAGAAAAGGAGCUGGAGGUCCGGCUCCACCUCCGCCUCCUCCUGGGGGUGGACCACCACCUCCUCCACCUCCUAUGCUGGAUGCAAACCGCCCAGGUGGUACGAAGAACUCAAGGGACCAACUGCUUGCCUCUAUCAGAGGAACCAAUAAGAAACAGCUGAAGAAGGUGCCGGUGCCAAAGUGGCUGCAGUGAUAUUUCCUGCUGGAAUAUAAAGUGAAGAAGAAGAAGAGCAAGGGAGGGAGAACAGACAUCUCACCAGAGGGUUUCUAGGGGAUAACCUUUAUAAAUUCCCCUGGCCGGUUAAAGUGCAGUGGGGCAGAUGAAGACAGUGAAACAUGAGACGUUUGGAAGAACAGCCAUCACUAUGAGUUCUCCCAACAACACUGGACCAAAAAGACUCUGUGGAGAAUGAGUGAUGAAGGCCUCUCUGCAGAGAGUGCCAUGGGUUUGAGGCUGUUUGUCUUCCAUUCAUACUGACGCUUGGCUGGUUAUUUGCACUAGAUAAUAUGAGGCCGAUCAUAUAACAUGUUGGCUUGUAUAUGCAUCUGAAUGUGAGUGUGUGGGAGAGUGUGUGAUGAGCUUAACAAGAGAUUCAAACAACUCUAUAAAACUCUAAUAUUCAACAGUAUGUAAUUGAGAUUAAUUUGAAAAGUUAUUUAUUUGUGGAGAGGGAAUCCACCCUAUCAGCUGUAAAUCUGUAAAUCAAACUGGGAAUAUCAGGGAAUUAACAAACAUGGCGGCCUGACUUAAGAAAAUCUGGGUGGGUGGAGAAAACAAAAAGGUCAAGGUGGUCUUUGAUUGUGUGUCUCAAAUCUCAAGACAUCUCAGGCAGGUUUCGAAAGCAGCCCAUUGUCCCAGGAGUCCUGGGACAUAACGAAUGAGUCUUAGCAUGGAAAUAAUUACAUCAUGCAUUUUAUCAGGAAGUGCAGGGAGAUAAGUUUCAGCAUCUGAUGUUGCGUUUUGUGCAGAAUCAUUCUAGCCUGGGUUUUACAUCAAAAUGUCAGAAACGCCAUUAAAUCAACACUACUGUUGGUUAAUGUGCUAUUUAAAAGUGAAUAUCAGUUCUAAAGGAAAUUUAAUGUGAUUAGCAAAAACCUGAGUGUUGUAAUGAAGCACAUACAUUAUUACAUGUUUUUCUUACAGAGCCUGUAUGUUUUCAAUAAAAGAUUCUGCUAUGUUUGCAAGUUUAAUGUUACCCGUCUGAUAGAAGUGAUUGGAAUCUGUUAUUAUAUUAUAAUUUUAGCUACAAUAAAUGAAAUUAUGUAUAUGAUAAUCUUGUUAAUUCUCUAUAUAUGUGCAUAUGAUUAUAUUUGUACAAGUAAAGAUGUGCUCAGACGUUUACAUCACUGAUCAUGGGCAUGUUUCAGGCUUUUAAUGAUUUCUUUUAACUGUUCUUUAUCCAUGAUGCAAUGACUGUACAGCACACAGCUUUAAUUACUUUGAAAAACAAGAACUUGAAAGGCUCACCUCUAAUCUUUCAAAUAUAACUCUUGUCAGUGUAGCACAAUUGGUCAAUCUUGGCCUUGUCUGACCAUAAAACAUUUCUCCAGAAGGCAUUUGGUUUGUCCAUGGGGUCAGCAGGGAAGUUUAGUUGUGCUUUAAGGUGUUGAUUUUGGAGCAGGGACCCUCUCAGACAAUUGUGAUGGCAUGCUUAGAAAUGGUUCCAUGAAAUGUUCCCAACUUGUAUAAAUCUACAAUUCUCCUCAACUUCAUUGAGUUCUUUGGACUUCUGGAAUUCAGUGGUUGCUGUCUAACAAAUGCUUUUUAUGGAGACAAAGAGGAUCUACCAAUUGUAAUCUCUCGUGAUCAUUAACAAGAAGCAAAUAGGCCUCGGCCUUGUCGAAUUAAAAGACAAUUUAAAACC